CUUCCUGUACCAGGUCCUGCAGAGCGACGAGCUGGACUCCAAGAUGGCAAGCUGCAGCUAUGUAGCCCACGAGCGACUCAGCUAUGCCUUCUCGGUCUGGAGGAUGGAGGGGGCCUGGUCCAUGUCUGCGUCCCACUAGCAGGCGGAGCUCCCCACCCCCUCGGCAGGCCGGAGACCUAGAUGUCAUUGUUUCCAGAGAAGGAGAAAAUGGACAGUCUAGAGAACUCUGGAGCUGGAUAACUAAAAAUAAAUCUAUAUGACAAAGAUUUUCUUGGAAAUUAGAAGAGCAGAGCCCAAAUUCAAAAGAAUCGGGGCGUGGGGCACACUUUUAAAAGAGAAAGCCAGACAGGCCGGUGGACCGAGAUUCCCAGAGAGGCAGCGGCACUACCCUCAUACCUCUGCAUUCUGAUAGAAGUCCGAACCAUUGUUUGUGCCCCCCCCCCGACGAAGAAUGUUUUAUUUUUUUUCAUACAUGUAUGCAUUCUCAAGAGGUCGUGCCAAUCAGCCACUGAGGGGAAAGGCAUCAUUGUGGACUUUCUCCAUUUUAAAAUGGUAACAAUCAGAGGAAUUUUAACAACACCUGUAGAAAUAAAAACAGUGGGAUCAAACUGGCCUACAAAACCAUAGUCAGUGAAUUCCUUUAAAAAAAAAAAAACACACAGAACUUCCUCUGAAGGAAAAGAAAACAUAAAAUACAAAAGACAACAUUCUAUUUAUUUAUUGAUGACCCAUGGUAAAAUGCAAAUAGAUCCGGUGUCUAAAUGCAUUCAUAUUUUUAUGACUGUUUUGUAAAUAUCUUUUGUAUAUUAUUUUUCUGCAAUAAAUAAAUAUGAUUGAAAAAUUUUAA
Messenger RNA from Cricetulus griseus (Chinese hamster), 847 nucleotides. Lineage: Eukaryota; Metazoa; Chordata; Mammalia; Rodentia; Cricetidae. The record is from RefSeq and is a predicted model, not a curated record.